GGAACAGCUAUCAGUAGAGGGUUGAACUUGAGGACUUCAGGGAGAAGCCUGCGCUCAGGUCGGAAUGGGGUGGUAUGAGCAAGUGGAGCUUCUGGAAGAGGCUCACACUGAAACAAGUGUUUAAUUCUCUGAGCAUCACCUGACAGUGCCCAGGCGCAAGUGGGGAGCCCCCGGCCCGAGGGUAACGAUUUCCCAUGGACACCCUGACUCCUGGAAUCAAGCUCAAGGAAACUAAGGCCGAACUCAUAUGGAGGGACGAGCCCAAGGGCCCAGAGCUACUGGUAACGUCCUCGGACUCACAGAAACAGUCAGGACCCAGCCAUGGGCCAAAGACACCAUCAGGCCAAAAGGUGAAAGCUCCACACCAUCUCCUGUCCCUGUCAUGGAAGCAGGACCGUGAGCAGACUCUGGCAGCAGCCUAUGUGCCGGUGGUGGUGGACCCGAGGGGGCAGAACCCGGACAAGCUCAGGUUCAAUUUCUACACCUCCCAGUACUCCAACUCCCUGAACCCCUUCUACACCUUGCAGAAGCCCACCUGUGGCUACCUGUACCGCCGGGACACUGACCAUACCCGCAAGCGCCUCGACGUGCCUCCUGCCAACCUGGUCUUGUGGCGUUCAUAGGCCUGUGCCAGUCGGAAGCCCUCUGUCCUGCACCCUCACCCUGAUGAUCUCAGGCCCCAAGGGGAGGGGCUGCUCACUCUCAGAGGAGCAGAAAGUGCUCAGGCUCCGGUGGCUAUGCCCUGGCCACCGUCAGCAAUGGCAAAAGGAGGUCUUGCUUCUCAGCAACAAUUAAAAGUUUGUCCUUCCUUUC
Molecule: messenger RNA, 813 nt
Organism: Vicugna pacos (alpaca)
Lineage: Eukaryota; Metazoa; Chordata; Mammalia; Artiodactyla; Camelidae
Source: RefSeq, a predicted model, not a curated record